AUGCCAAUCCCGGCAGAAUGCACGGUAUUAGUAGUCGGCGGAGGACCUGGGGGGUCCUAUGCAGCGUCGCUGCUGGCCCGAGAGGGGCUGAACACGGUUUUGUUGGAAUCUGACGAGUUUCCGCGAUUCCACGUCGGUGAAAGUAUGCUUCCUUCCAUCCGCCAUUUCUUUCGAUACAUUGAUUUGGACACCAAGUUCAAAGAGCAUGGGUUUACCAAGAAGGUAGACAUCUUUGUCGUUCUCGUUCUUGCGUUCUCUUCACGAGAUGAAAUGCGAAGGCUGACGUGCAAAGACACGGACUUCAUCGGUGCCGGUGGUCCUGAGAACUAUACGUGGAACUUCCUGCGAUCGGAAUCCGACGAUCUCAUGCUAAAUCAUGCGGUCAAGUGUGGUGCCAAGGUCUUCACCCCGGUUCGAGUCACAUCCCUGCAAUUUGCGCCCAUUGGAGCCACAGACAACUCGACGCAGUCGGUUCUUGAUAAUACCAGCCAUAGUCUGGGGCGACCGGUGUCUGCAACGUGGGCUUCGGAGGAAGACUGUGGAGCCAUUCGAUAUAAGUAUCUGAUUGAUGCCACAGGGCGGGCAGGGAUUGUGAGUACAAAGUACAUGAGGAAUCGGAAGAUGAACACGGCAUUAAAAGACGCCGCAACAUGGGGAUACUGGGAAAAGUGUGGCGUGUUUGGAGAGAGUACGCAUAUGGAAAACGACCCAUAUUUCGAGGCCAUCAAUGGUUCGCUCAUCUCUAUUCUCGUGAAAGCAAAGCUAACAAACACAGACGGCAGUGGCUGGAUCUGGGCAAUCCCAUUGAAGGAUAUGAUGUCCAUCGGGGUAGUCAUGAAACAAGAAAUUGUAGUGGCCAAGAAACGAGAACGCGGUUUAUCCCCUUCACAGAUCUAUAUCGAUUCCAUUGAGAAUACCCCAGGAAUCAGGGAUCUCCUUCAGAGAGCGGAAUUAGUUUCAGACCUGCAUUCCACGGCUGACUGGUCGUAUAAUGCCACAACAUAUGCCAGCCCAUACCUGCGAAUCGUCGGCGACGCAGGAUGCUUCAUCGACCCGCUCUUCUCGUCCGGGGUACACAUGGCCCUAGUAGGGGCUCUAUCUGCCGCGGUGACCAUCUGCGCAGCGGAACGAGGGAACUGUGAUCAGGCCGUCGCGGCAGACUGGCAUUCGAAAAAGAUCGCUGAAAGUUAUGCCAGGUUCUUACUCAUUGUCGCCAGCACUCGAAAGCAAAUAUCUAGUCGCGAGGAGUCCGUGUUGAAUGAUCCGGCCGAGGGAAGCUUUGAUCGCGCUUUCCACAUCUUUCAACCCGUGAUCCAAGGUACCGUAGAUGUGGAGGAUGAGAAACACAACCAAGAGGAAAUCGCCAGGAUAUUUGAGUUCUGUGCAGGAGAGACUUUUGGCAGCCAAAACAGUAUCGAGAAGUUGGCGAAAGAGGUUGGAUUGCCGCCAGAGACCGUCGAGCGCUAUCGGGCUAUUCUUAUAGAGAAUAACGGGGCGGAUAAGAAUGACUUCGAGAAUGAAGCCUUGGAUGGAUUGAGACCGAACAUGAAGCCAGGAGCGCUGGGAUUGAUUCAUGCGUGUUGA
Aspergillus affinis is the source of this 1584-nucleotide messenger RNA. RefSeq names its product NAD(P)/FAD-dependent oxidoreductase. The transcript has 4 exons. Gene Ontology annotation, molecular function: monooxygenase activity. Lineage: Eukaryota; Fungi; Ascomycota; Eurotiomycetes; Eurotiales; Aspergillaceae. The coding region runs from base 1 to 1584 and encodes 527 amino acids. The record is from RefSeq and is a predicted model, not a curated record.